AUGUUUAUUUUUGGGCACCAGUUCAUUCCAGGAGGCCUUUUUGCCACGCCUUUACAACACUUGGCUCCCCCCUAUACACACACCAGAGUAGAUAAAGAGGUCAUCGAAAAGUUAAACAAAGACAUCAUAGAGGAGGAAAAUUUAGACAAGCACAAACCGCACGUCUGUCAGGAGCCACCAUAUGAGAGGGACUAUUCGUACUUAUGUCCCGAAGACUGGGUAAUGAACUCCCAAAAUCAGUGCUGGGGCAUAGACUAUGAUGGUCACUGUGAGUCGUUAAAGUAUUUCCAAGAUUAUUCUGCAGUGGAGAAAAAAGAAUUUGAGAUGAACUGCUGCGUCUUGUGGCCUAAGCUAAAAAAUGAAGGCAUGAGAAGAGCGCAGAAGAAGGACCUCUUAAGGGGAUCGAUAAGUUCAAACAAUGGGUUAAUAAUAAAACCCAAAUAUUUGUAA
Molecule: messenger RNA, 450 nt
Organism: Plasmodium fragile
Lineage: Eukaryota; Apicomplexa; Aconoidasida; Haemosporida; Plasmodiidae
Exons: 5
Coding region: 1-450 (149 amino acids)
Source: RefSeq, a predicted model, not a curated record